AUGUAUUUGCAAAAGUUUAAUGUUCUAUUAAUAACAUUUUAUUUAAACUGCUACCAGGUUCUAAGUUUAGAUGCAAACAAUUAUAAUCAGAUUUUAACACAAUUAACUAAUAGUUUGGCAAAUUCAGAUCCAAGUUCUUCAUCAUGUUUUAAAAAUCAUUUGGCUACUUCGAAGAACAUUAGUGAUAAAUUCGAAAAAAGUCGUGAAACAUGUACGACCGUUGCUAAAAUUUCUUAUGAGAAAGCUGAUAAAGCAUACAUUCUACAACAGCGAAUUUUACAAAGAAUGACACAAAAUUCUUGCAAUGCCAUAAAAAAGUGCAAAAUAAAGAAAAGAGGAUCUAAAAGUUUAGAUUGUUAUGUUUUACAGGGUUUUGAAUCUGCAAAACGAUUCUCUAAGAUUUCUAUGGAUGCUAAUACAUGUUUGAAUUAUUUGAAAAAAGAUUAUAGUAAUAUCGAUGAUGAGCAAGAGUCGUGUAAUUCUAAAGCUCAGAGAGUUUUCGAAGAUGAGACUGUUGAGGCUGGGCAGGCAUUAAAAAAAUGUUUAAAAGGCAAUAAAUCGUAAAUUAAAAGUUAUAUUUAUAGAA
This is a messenger RNA of Lucilia cuprina (Australian sheep blowfly), 586 nucleotides long. RefSeq lists its product as uncharacterized. The record is from RefSeq and is a predicted model, not a curated record. The transcript has 2 exons. NCBI's taxonomy places the organism in Eukaryota, Metazoa, Arthropoda, Insecta, Diptera, Calliphoridae. Bases 1 to 564 code for a protein of 187 amino acids.